Phyllotreta striolata is the source of this 1607-nucleotide messenger RNA. The record is from the annotation of a GenBank genome assembly. Lineage: Eukaryota; Metazoa; Arthropoda; Insecta; Coleoptera; Chrysomelidae.
ACAAAGUAUAAAUGCAAGCGCUCGAUACUCGACAAUUGCAUAUCAACCAAAAAAUGAGGUUCCUAACAGGCCUGAUUCUAAGCUGUCUCCUAUCGCUAAGUCUAGCCGAUGGUUCGAUCAAUCCGAGAAGAUUCCCCAAAACCCUGCGCAUAGGCGUAGCCAACGCGGCGCCCCAAAUCGAAGGGGCUUGGGACGAGGACGGCAAAGGCGAGACCAUAUGGGACCGCUUCGCCCACAAACACCCCGAGAAAUUCGUCGACAGAUCCACCCCGGACAUCGCCUGCGACUCCUACCGCAAAUACAAAGAAGACAUAGCCCUGGUCAAAGCCAUGGGCUUGGAUCACUACAGGUUGUCCAUCGCUUGGUCGCGAGUACUACCCACCGGCUACACCGAUAAAGUCAACAAGGCCGGCGUGGAGUACUACAAAAACGUGUUCAAAGAGCUCAAAGCGAACAACAUCAAACCGAUGGUGACCAUCUACCACUGGGACCUCCCGCAGCCGUUGCAGGACCAAAUGAACGGCUGGCUGAACGAGUCCAUCGUCGAUGUAUUCGGCGACUACGCCAAAUUCGUGUUCGAAACCUUCGGCGACGACGCCGACUGGUGGAUCACCAUCAACGAGCCCAAGCAGGUGUGCCAGGCCGGCUACGGUUCGGGCGUCUUCGCCCCGGGCAUCGUCUCCAACGGCGUAUUGGACUACGUGUGCACCAAGCACGUGCUGCUGGCGCAUGCGCGCGCCUGGCACAUCUACAACGAACAAUUCAGAGCUAAGAAUAAGGGACAAGUGGCUAUGGUGAUAGAUUCGACUUGGUACGAACCUGGAAGCGAUAGAGAUGAAGACAAAGCGGCUGCUGAGAGAGCCAUACAAUUCGAUUUGGGAAUCUACGGGAAUCCGUUGUUCAACGGGGACUGGCCGGAGAUAGUGAAGCAACGCGUGGCGGAUCGAAGCGAACGCGAAGGAUUCAACACCUCUCGCCUGCCGGAAUUCACGAAAGAGCAAAUCGACUACAUCAAAGGCACCUCCGAUUACUUGGCUAUCAAUCACUAUUCGACGUUGUUGACCUAUCACGCGCCCGACGCUCCCAUCGGGACGCCGAGCUUCGAUAAAGACAAGAGCGUCGCGCUGUCGCACCGGUCGGAUUGGACGCAGGGAAGCGCCGAUUGGUUUUUCGACGUCCCGUGGGGCUUGAGGAACCUGCUGAACUGGCUGAAGAACACCUACAACAAUCCUGAAAUAGUGAUAACCGAAAACGGGUUCUCCGAUACGACAGGGACGUUGGAGGACGAGAAUCGCAUUGUUUAUUUGCGGGGUCAUUUGAGCGCUUGUUUGGACGCCAUUUUCGCCGAUAAAGUCAAUUUGACCGGGUACACGGUUUGGAGUAUCAUGGACGAUUGGGAAUGGACCGGAGGAUACACAUCGUUUUUGGGCAUGUACAGGGUGAAUUUCACCGAUCCGGCCAGGCCGAGGAUAAAGAGGAAAUCCGCCGAUUACUUCACGGGUAUCAUGAAGGCGCGCUGUUUGGUAGACGAGAGCAAAUGCGUGGAAUAAAAUUAAUAUAAAUAAAGCAUUUCGUUGUAUCCCUUAUAACACACUAUCCCGGUCGGA